CGUGCCCCGCCCGGUGCGGCAGGCGCGGCGGCCCCGCGGGGAUGUCCCGCAAACAGGCGGGCAAGGCCCGGCCCGCCGCCGCCAGGAAGGGCCGCCGGCCCCGGCAUUCCCCCGUCGGACCGGCCCCGGGCCCCGCUCCGGUCCACAGUGGCGGCCUGGCCGGGCAGCUCCGGGCCCUUGGCCUCAAGCUGCGGGAGGUGCCGGGAGAUGGCAACUGCUUGUUCCGGGCGCUGGGGGACCAGCUGGAGGGGCACUCCCGGAACCACCUGCGCCACCGCCAGGAGACCGUGCAGUUCAUGGUGCGGCAGCGCGCCGACUUCGAGCCCUUCGUGGAGGAUGAUGUGCCCUUUGACAAACAUGUUGCCAAUUUGGCCAAGCCUGGCACUUUUGCUGGCAACGAUGCUAUCGUGGCCUUUGCAAGGAACAAUCAAAUGAAUGUGGUUAUUCAUCAGCUCAACACUCCACUGUGGCAGUUUGUUUCUUUUGUUGAGAUCCGGGGCACAGACAGGAGUGGCGCCAGGGAGCUGCACAUCGCCUACAGGCACGGGGAGCACUACGACAGCGUCAGGAGGCUCAGCGACGACUCGGAGGCACCGGCCCACCUGCGGAUGGAGAUGCUUUGCAAGAACGAUUCCAAUAAGGCAGAGGAAGUCAAGCCACAGAAUGGUGAUUCUGAAGAUGAGACUGAGGUGGAGAUGGAAGAUGCUGUACAAAAAGUGUGCAGUGCCACUGCCACUGGGUGUUCAGACAUGGAUUUAGUAAGCCACAUUCUUGAGGUGGAGGGCUACAACGUGGAGUCUGCAAUAUUUGCCAUCUUGCAGGUGAAGGAAGGGGAAGGAAUAGGUACUGAGGAGCAGCAGGAGCCCCUGGGCAGGGAGCAGAAAUCCUGCAGCAGGACACUGUGGGAAGAGAAUGUAACUGGUUCAAGAAUCUUUGGAAAUCAGAGCUUGCAUCAAGGUGAAGCAGAGAACAACAAGGGACAAUCUGGAUCCAGGGAAGAGAACCGAGCCAGCAGAAACCCAAAGGUGGCCAAGAAGCAGAGGAAGGAGCAGCAGCGGCUGGAGAAGAAGAAGCGGCAGGAGGAGAGGCACCGGCAGAAGGUCCUGGCCACCAAGAGGAACAGUGCAGACACCAGGACAGAGACAGAGCCAGCCAGCCACAUCACCCUGGUCAAGGCCAUGGCAGCCCUAAACAUAUGACUCAGUGCUCUGAUGGGAAAAGCAAAUAAAACUGAUGAAGACAGAAUUCCCCCAGGAGAAUUUCCAGGCACCCAUGUUGAUCUUAAAAUCCAUCUCUGGGAUUUCCAAACACAAAAGAACUUCCUCUUCCUUUGCUUGUGGGGAGGACAAUUGCUCAUUGAUUCUGCAUCAACCUGUGGUAAGAAGAGUUGUUUAAAUCUAACAGGAAGUAGAGACUUGGCUCUAUAAUCUUGGAGUUACACAAAGAUGAGGACGUUUUCUUCACACAACGGUGGCAGAUUUGUUUUGACAUUUCUUGAUGUGCCUGGUUUUGGGGGUUUUUUUGGUUGGUUUUUUUUGGGGGGGUUUUUUUUGUUUGUUUGUUUUGGUUGGUUGGUUUUGGGGGUUUUUUUGUUUCUUUUUUUUUUGGUUGGUUGGUUUUUUGUUUGUUUGUUUUUGUUUUUGUGGGUUUUUUUAUUUGGUUAUGCUUGGAGAAGCUUUAUUUUACCUUGCUGUCAGGGUAUCAGACAAUCUCUUAACAAAUCUCAACUCAGGAAUAUCUCUGGUGGAUCUUUCUCUAUUUAAAUUCAAAAAAAGUAAGAAAACAGAGUCCCAGAAUCCUUUCCAAAGCAAAGUGUGUCAGCCAGUACUGUGUCAAACAAAACAUUCCUCUUUUGUUUGCCAUGCAGGAAUACAGUGACAAGUUUUAAUCUCACUAGAACUUCUGGCAUUGCACUGAGCAGGUUCAGAAGUGAUGAAUACAUGGAGGGAGAUGGGAAUUGCAGCAUCCAUGCUUGCUGAGGUUUGGGAUCAGCUCCUUUAAGUUGAGACUUGUAGUGGGGGGAAAAACCCCAAAACAAUAAUCCCAGUGGACUCAUGAGAAUGCAGAGCUGAUUCUUCUGAUCUGGUAAAAUGUGACAGGAACUGGCUUGAAGUUUCUGAUGAGUGUUAUUACUUGGACACCUGGAAUCUUGUCCCUUUGCCCUGUUCCAGAGCUUUUGGUCUAUUCCAGCACUUUAGUCCAAGUCAGGAGCUGGACAGGUGUUAGUCUCCAAAUGAAAUUAGUAUAGCCAAAGGACCAAGAGUCCUGGGAAGACGCUUCCAAGCAGCAGUGAUCCCUGGGGAAAAAAUGUCUAUUUCACUUCAUAAAUGAAGCUUUUUUCCAGGGUAGGUUUUUUUCCUUCUUAAAUUCCAUUUUAGUGAGGUCACCAAGAAGGAUGCACAGCUUGUCUCCUUGUGAUGUUUUCCACUGUAGGACUGAGAAUUUGGAUUGAGGUGAAAGGACUGUGGGAUUGAUCAGCCUUUGAUUUAUAGCUCACAGUGUUUCAGCUCCUCUCAGAUUUUUGGGCUUGUAACAAGCAUUAAGCUUGAAGAAAGCACAUGUGCACUUAAAGGAGACACCUCAUCAGCCAGGGCAGAGUAAAAAGGAUUUUUUAAAAAUAAGGAGUGUUGCAUUUGAAAAAUUAUCUGUGCUUAAAAGUUUAUAAAUCAGCAUGGAGAUAUUAAUGGGUUUUUUACUGAACUGCCAAGAACUGGGCUGCUGCUUGGUGUGGUCUGCUGCUGUUACUUGAAGAAUAAAAAGGAAGGAGCUCUCCUUUAAGAA
This is a messenger RNA of Serinus canaria (Common canary), 2781 nucleotides long. RefSeq names its product OTU deubiquitinase 3 (gene OTUD3). The record is from RefSeq and is a predicted model, not a curated record. Gene Ontology annotation, biological process: protein deubiquitination. Lineage: Eukaryota; Metazoa; Chordata; Aves; Passeriformes; Fringillidae. Gene Ontology annotation, molecular function: cysteine-type deubiquitinase activity. Bases 42 to 1199 code for a protein of 385 amino acids. The transcript is spliced from 8 exons.